UCCAAGAGGACAGAAUUCAAGAGUCGAAAUAGAUACGGGGAUGUUAGCCCAUAUGACUACAGCAGAGUUAGAUUAAAACAAGACAACAUUGAUUACAUUAAUGCAAGUCUUGUGAAAGCUGAGGAAGCAAACAGAGCUUACAUUCUUACUCAGGGACCACUGCCAGAUACAUCAGGUCACUUUUGGUUGAUGGUAUGGGAGCAAGGCAGUAGUGCCAUACUGAUGCUAAACAGGAUCAUUGAGAAGGAUCAUAUAAAAUGCCACAAAUACUUUCCCUCUAGAGAGAGCAGGUACGAUGAAGAGAUGACCUUCAAAGAUGUCGGACUCAAGGUCAAGUUCAUUGACGAACUGGAGUCCAAUAAAGACUUUGUCAUUAGGCUCUUUGAAUUGCAGAAACUCAAGGCUAACGACGCAAAAAACACUCGACAAAUUCUCCAAUUCCACUACAUGUCGUGGCCUGAUUUUGGAGUACCCGACACGCCAACAGACUUCUUAAACUUCCUCUACACAGUUCGAAAGUACGCAGCCCUUGACGACCCCAGCCGUCCGCCAGUUAUACAUUGUUCUGCUGGCAUCGGCCGGUCUGGGACUUUUUGUCUCGUCGACACUUGUCUUGUUCUGUAUGGUACACUGGACAACAUAAAUGUGUUGGGGAAGCUGAUGGAGAUGCGCAAAUAUAGGAUGGGCCUCAUACAGACACACGACCAGCUGAGAUUUUCAUUCAUAGCCAUCGUGAAGGGGGCCAGUAGGUUAAAGUUAGACGAUAGC
Helobdella robusta is the source of this 768-nucleotide messenger RNA. RefSeq lists its product as hypothetical. The transcript has 6 exons. Lineage: Eukaryota; Metazoa; Annelida; Clitellata; Rhynchobdellida; Glossiphoniidae. The annotation marks the transcript as partial. Gene Ontology annotation, biological process: protein dephosphorylation. The record is from RefSeq and is a predicted model, not a curated record. Gene Ontology annotation, molecular function: protein tyrosine phosphatase activity.